Messenger RNA from Cyprinus carpio (common carp), 2455 nucleotides. Its product is annotated as ankyrin repeat domain-containing protein 1. Lineage: Eukaryota; Metazoa; Chordata; Actinopteri; Cypriniformes; Cyprinidae. The transcript has 13 exons. Gene Ontology annotation, molecular function: protein binding. The record is from RefSeq and is a predicted model, not a curated record. Bases 1058 to 2374 code for a protein of 438 amino acids.
GCUGAGUUUUCCAUCUCUCUCUCUCUCUCUCUCUCUCUCUCUCUCUCUCUCUCUCUCUCUCACACACACACACACACACACACACACACACGUUCUUUUUUCACAAGUUAUCCUCUUCAUUUGGUCUUGACAUAAGAGCCGUUUACACACGACGCGUUAUUGCGUUCCGUAUUUUUUUAAAUGUUCAAUGCAUAUUUUUUUUCAACAUCUCUUACAACGAGCGCUGGAUUUUUAAGAUGUAGUGUCCAGUUAAAAACAGUAGUGGACCUUCAGUCAUUUUUUUUUAAAAUCAUCUAGCCUAAUUAAUAUGCGAUAGACUUUGUAGUGUUUGCCAGUUGACAGUUGCGACACAUGCUGUUGUUAGCAUUUGCCAUAAAAUUCACCCUUUAAAUUCGGUCUAGAGACCCAAGUCUGCUCGUGUACUUGUAGUUUUGAACGGUUUUUGAAAUAGUCCUGUACGACUGCUCACAUUUAUUUUUUAAACGGCCUCAAAUCUGUUGUGUUCCAAUUUGUUGAGUCGGACUGUUUUUAGGCGCGAGAAUUUCUCCCGUGUGAACGCCCACAUGCGCGCUUUUAAUACUGAUUAUUUAUGUUCCAUAAUAGCCUAUAUUUAGCCUGUUAUACUAAUUUAUAUUUGAUUGUUACAAGUUGUUUCAAACGGAUGCUUUAUUGCUAUUUUAGAUUAUUUUACGAUUAUCCCAGUCAAGCCUAUGUUUAGUGUAGGCUACUGAAUUGAGAGAAAAUAUAAAUAAAAUCAGUAAUGCGUCUAGAAGUCACAUUCCUUCUGAAUAUGCAUUGCACAUCUAUUGAGCACUGGAGGGAUCCACGCGCCAUACUGCACUGAAUAUAAAAGUUUAUUUUAUGGAGUUCUGUGCCCUUCUUUUAAAUAUAUUCGAAGGAGAGUGCACUGUAUAGCGCGCCUGUGCCGCUUUGUUGCUUAUGAAUGGAGCGUUGCGUUUUUGUUGCGUCGCGUCUCUGGAGGACGCAGGUGAGUUAAUCCUCUGAGCGCCGAGAUCCGCGGCUCUGACGCGCGCUCAGGAAUCCCUGCACUAUUAACAUGACUUCCGCGAAUCAGACUCGAGCAGAGCGGGAAUGUUACGACCUCUCGACUGCAGAUGGAGGAACACAUGAUACCCACACAACGCACGAGCGACGCGACACACAACCUGGUUCAGAUGCUGGUUUCAUGGAUCAAGAAGGACCUGCAUUUUCAGUCAAGGAAAAGGAGUCUGAUUUUUUGGCUCAUGAGUUCAUCCCAUCUUCAUCGCACACUUCAGGAUCAGGCCAGCACAUUUGUGAGGGGUUAAAAUAUCUAAUUCAAGAGGGACUAGAGCCAGAUGUCAAGACCACCACCACACCAAAACCAGCCCAGGCCUUCACAGAGGAGUCCACGGCCAGUCAAACUCAGGGUCAGGGGCUGGAUCCCACUGAGAGACUCCAAGAACCAGAACCUGAACAGAUCCUGGAGGACAAGAGGUCUGAUCAGGAGGAUCUAAAGCAAGAUGAUGAGACGUUCAGGACACAGAGAAUGUGUGAAUAUGAACCAGAGGAAGGGAUGCCAGCCGUGGUGGUCACCCAACCCGAAGAGGUCUCAUCAGACCAGGCGGAGGACAUAAAUGUAUCUGUGACACUUGAGGACAUGAUUCACAGUGAUUCCAGUCGCAAUGCGAGUCCCAGCGAUGGCACUGAACUCAGCAGCAGUGACCUGCUGUCUUUAAAAAGUGACACAGUAUCUCUGCUCAGUGAAUUGGCCAUGUCAUGCAAAAGUGAUGAACAGGAGGGACCUGAGGAAGACACUCGGAGCAUCACUGCAUCUUCAGUUAUGUCACUGUUUCAACGGGUACAGAUGGACCCCAUUGAGAAAGAGUGGCUGCGUUGUGCAGCGCUGGGAAACGCUACCACCCUGUACCUGCUUCUACAACAGGACCCUACACUUGUCUCCAAAAAGGACUUUGUCACCUUUACGGCGCUCCACUGGGCGGCCAAGCAGGGCCGUGUGGAGAUGGUGGACAUGAUGGCGCGCUCCGGAGCGGACGUCAACCAGAGAGCGGGGGGUUACACACCGCUCCACCUGGCUUCUCUACACGGACAUGACAAAAUCAUCCAGCUGCUAAUCAAUAACUACAAUGCCAAAGUCAAUGUAAGGGACUAUCACGGGAAGAUGGCAGCUCAUUACUGGAGUGGCAGCAAGGAUAUUUUUACCGAACAAAGAUCUCAUUCUGCUGGCAGCUGGCCGAGGGGGAGGCGGGCCCAGUGUUACGCGCAGCUGUCUGCCCUCCUGUCUCGCUCUCAGAGUAACAGAAUCAUCAGUGCAGAGACGUCCAGCAGUCCACAAGAGCUCCAUCACCCUCAUCCUGAUACACACUCAGCAUGAACCACUGCCCAGUGAUUGUCAAGUAUUCAUGAAAUGAGCAUUAAAGGAUUAGUUUGAAUAAAAAUUAAUAUGCUGUCAUCA